Molecule: messenger RNA, 393 nt
Organism: Pochonia chlamydosporia 170
Lineage: Eukaryota; Fungi; Ascomycota; Sordariomycetes; Hypocreales; Clavicipitaceae
Exons: 1
Coding region: 1-393 (130 amino acids)
Source: RefSeq, a predicted model, not a curated record
AUGUUUGCCCCCUGUUGUGUAGGCAGUGCCGGAGGUGUUAUCAGCCACUCUGUUAAUCCAGACCAUACCUGGAUGCAUCAAGGACGCAUUGAAGUCAUCCCAUACAGCUUGUACCUUUGUACAGUUUCGUCAUUAAAUGCUGCGAAAUAUUGUCAAAUGGUAGACACCCGCGCUGGGGGCAACUUUAUGAAAAGGACGAUGCUCUCUCUGCAACGUAGGAGUCCAAUUACCUGGACGGCGGAGCCAAACGUCAAUUAUCUGGAACUGCACUUGCAGGAUUCUGCCUUCGGCUUGGGUUCAGUAGUUUCCGGUGGGAACCCUUCAAUCCAGUCCAGUCCAGCCAUAACCAAUAUCACAACACUCCUAAGCCAUGGCGAACAAAAUAGGCAUUAG